Molecule: messenger RNA, 1674 nt
Organism: Struthio camelus australis
Lineage: Eukaryota; Metazoa; Chordata; Aves; Struthioniformes; Struthionidae
Source: RefSeq, a predicted model, not a curated record
AUGCAGGACCAGAAGACAGACAUCAACCAGCAGAUCCAGGAGCUGCGUACCAUCAUCUCCUUGCAAGAGCAAGGGAAGAAGCUUUUCAUGCAGUCAGCUGAGGAGAAGCUCAGUCAGAACAGAGACCUGCUCCCCUGCCUGCGUGGGACUGUACAAGAUGACAUCUGUGCCCUAGGCAUUGCUGAGAAGCAGGACCAGGUCAUCGUCUCUGAAGCUUGCAGAGGACAGAAGCAGUUGGGCUUCGUUUUGGCCAGAAGCACAGUAGAGAUGGCCCGGGAGAAGCUCCAGAAUGACAUCUUUGACCGGGUGAACGCGUGCAACAUGCUGCUGUAUGAGAUGAGGCAACGGGACAGAGCCCUGGAUGAGCUGCAGAGGCAGCUGCAGCAUCUGAUGGAGGCAGAAGCCGGUGACAAACAGCACCAGGCCCAGAUGCAGAUGGCCCGGGAGAAGCUCCAGAAUGACAUCUUUGACCGGGUGAACGCGUGCAACAUGCUGCUGUAUGAGAUGAGGCAACGGGACAGAGCCCUGGAUGAGCUGCAGAGGCAGCUGCAGCAUCUGAUGGAGGCAGAAGCCGGUGACAAACAGCACCAGGCCCAGAUGCAGGUGAUUCGCCAGCUGGAGAAUAACAUUGAGAAAACACUCAUGAAAGUCCGUACCGGCCAGAAUGUCACUACCCUCUACCUGGCACUGCGGGAUGUCCUGAAGAAGGAGCUGGCCCACCUGCCUUUGCAGCUGGAUGUCCUGCACCAGAUGGUCGAAGUGUACCAGGGGGAGCUGAAAGGCAUGGAGCUCAUGGCCUUGGAUGCCCUCAAAGCCAAUGAUGCAGCCAAGCAAGCCAAGGGUGAACUUGCUGUGGACUUCCCGUCCCUGAUCUCCCAGGAGUCGCUUUUGGGUACCAAACUGGAGGCUACCAAAUCCCAAAUUGAGUAUCAGGCCCGGGUGACAUCAGAAGUAGAGAAGGUCAAGUCUGCGGUGCAGUGCUCCCGUCUCUGGGACAUUGCUGGAAGGCUUCUGGCUCAGCAGAAGUCCACGGUAGACCUUCAGCAGCAUAUCAAGGAGUGUGAGGAGAAGAAGAAGGUAUUGAAGGACAAGUUGAAGGAGCUGGAGCUGAAACAGGCUGAGCUGAAAUUUCACCAACCCCCAAGCAUAAUCAGCUCUAGGAAGCUGGAGGAAGAGCUGAAGAUGAAUCUGCGGCAGGAAGAGGCCCGCCUUGAACAGGUGCAAGCCCAGAUGCUGAAGAACCAGGAGCUCCUGCUCAUGUUUGAAAAUGGCAUCGAUAACCUCUUCAUUCGCCUGUAUGGCAUCACUGUGCCUGAUCAGGACACUGUUGAGGCCAAGGACACGGAUGAGAAGCUGCAGCACUGUGAGAAGAAACUGCUGCACCUGGCACAGCUUGUGACCGACCUGCCUGCUCAGUACAGCCUGGAUGAGGACAAUGAGACUUUUGUGAAGGUCAGGAAUUUUCUGGAGAAAAUGACCAAGGAAGAGCCACAGAACCUGAAGAUUUCUUUGGAAGAUGAAGGCAGUGGUGUUCAAGAUGCCUUUGAUUUUGCUGACAAAGACCAUGGCCAUGUUCUCACCCGGGACGAGAUCAAGAAGCAGGGGCUGCGCUUCAUUGAAAGCAAGAUGAAAAGUGGCAAGAAGAAGCAGCAGUCGUUCCCUAAAAGCUUUUGA